This is a messenger RNA of Papilio polytes (common Mormon), 3124 nucleotides long. RefSeq names its product zinc finger Y-chromosomal protein 2-like. Gene Ontology annotation, cellular component: nucleus. Lineage: Eukaryota; Metazoa; Arthropoda; Insecta; Lepidoptera; Papilionidae. The record is from RefSeq and is a predicted model, not a curated record. Bases 107 to 2929 code for a protein of 940 amino acids. The transcript has 24 exons.
GUGGCUGCUUGUGCUAGUGAAUCAUUGCUGACAACUUAUAUAAAAAACUCUUCUGGAAACCUUCAGAAACAAAUAUAUUUCCGCGAUUUUUGAUGAUUCUAACAGGAUGAAUCAAUAUUGUUUUGUGUGUAAUUCGAGAGCCGGAGUUUCUUUACGAAAUGCUGUCAAUAUAUUUGGAGAAAAUAGUUUACAAAGAUCCGGUAAAUCAAUGGUCAAUAUUCUUAGCGAAAUUCUGGGAAAACCAAUCAAGGAGAAAAAUAUUCACUCAAAGAUACUUUGCAACAAAUGUCACAAAACUUGUAUAGAAUAUGAUUCUCUACAAAUCAGAUUGCAAGUAAUAAAAACUUCAAUGUCCACACAAUUCCAGAAAACUUUACCACGACAUAAUCUAGAUUAUGACACUUAUAACGAAGAAACAAGUCCUCAGAAGUUUAGUGGAAAAAAAUUAAUCCUACCCGCGUCUAAACUACAACCCUUACCUUCUGACUUUGUGCUUAAGGGAGGGAAAUUGGGAGCCUCCCCUUUAUCUAAGUUAGCUUCCAAAUUAAAUAAUCCUGAAAUAAGAAUAUUAUCCCCUUCAACGUUAAAUUUAAAAGUGACAGUAGGCUCGUCAGUUCUCACACAGAGUAUAAAAACUGGUAUGUCAAAGCAACGAGGUGUGACGUCAUCCGUCAUGACGCACAACACUGUGACGUCAUCCGUCACGUCAUCCAGUUUCACGCACACGAAGACGAGCCCCGCCUUAAGUUUCUCUUUAGAUGUACCUCCAAAUGAUAUCUUCUCUACGGAAAUUAGUCAAAAUUCACCAAAAAGUGACGAAAAUGGCGCUGACGGAAAUCAACCGAUGGAAAUGGAUGAAGCUUGUUCCUUAGCAGUUAUAACAAAUUCCGGAAAUGACAGGAAAUUGGUCUUCGAAGAUAUUUCUGAUAAGAAUGACGCAGAGAAAUCUAAAUCCUACUUCGAUGUGGAUUUGCUGUCCAGUUUGGAUUCCCCUGUUGGGGAAGAGGAGGGACACGAGGAAGGGGAGGGGAAGUACGUGGUAGGGAAACUUCACAUGAUGCAGGAUGAUGAGCAACCGAGGGCGGGGGCGGUGCUGCGCGUGCUGGGCCAGCAGCUGGUGUGCGGCGCGGGGGACAUCUCCCUGCUGCUGCCCGACAGAGAGGACGUGGAAGGGCAGGAUACACAAGAUUCAAACUCAGAGUCUCAGUUCGAGUUGCACGUGUCAGGUGAUGAGGAGACAGCUAACGCUAUCAUUGCGGCUGCGCAGGAACAGGGCGGUGCGUUCAUAAAAGUGGAGUCAGGCGAGAUGUUCCGCGUGCAGUCUGUGCAGAGCAAGACUGAGGAAGUGUCGGGCGAGGACGACGCCAUGCUCCUAGAUAUAAUCGCUCGGGAAAAUGGACAAUUCAAAUGUUUGAUUUGCCAAAGAAAUGAUUCAGAAGGUGCGCAGUUUGUAGGCUCAGCUGCGGGCAUUGCCCAGCACAUGCGGACUGCGCACGGUGCUCGGAUACACAUCUGCGCACUUUGCGGACUUAUACUACGCAAAAAGGCAGACUACCUGGCGCACCUCGGUAAACACAAAAACCUCGUACAUACGGACAAAAGCAAAUUACACGAGUGUAACGUCUGCCAGAAAAAAUACAACUCUAAAGCAACGUUAGCAGAACACAUGCACACACACACAGGCUCCAAGCCGCACACGUGUUCGCUGUGCGAAAAAAGUUUCGCCUCAAAAUACACCUUGCAGUCGCAUCUCAAGACACAUCUGGAGCGACCGCGGCCGUUCAAAUGCAGUCAAUGCGGCAAGUCCUUCCUCACGCAGCAGAACUUGAACCAGCACGAGAAGACUCACUCCGGAGUUAAAGAGUUCAUCUGUAAAGUCUGUGGUAAAGCUUUCGGUGCAUUACACAACCUGGAGGUGCACGGCGUGGUGCAUUCCGGGAACAAGCCCUUUGUAUGCGGCAUCUGCUCUAAGGGCUUCGCGCGCAGAGCUGAAGUCAGGGACCACAUGAGGAUACAUACCGGUAUGUAUAUACAAUCGGGGAAACACACAGGGACAUUAAGAGUGAGACAGAUUCAUACAAAUAACUACUUAUUAACUCUAUUGUUUGUGAGUUUGCGCAAUGUACGGGAUAAAUUCUCUGCAAAUAGUAUACAUAACGGUAUGUCUAACUGUAAUCGUUCAAAAAUUAGCGAAAUCAUUAAAGAUAACGAGAAACUAUUACAAAACACAAUGGAAUAUAAUGUCAGUUUACUGGACUACCACGUGAAGGCGUCGCACACCGGCGAGCGGCCGCUGCAGUGCGAGGUCUGCCAGGCCUCCUUCGUCUACCCCGAGCACUUCAAGAAGCACAUGCGCAUCCACAGCGGGGAGAAGCCCUACAGUUGUGAGGUGUGCGGGCGUCAGUUCAACACCCGCGACAACCUGAAUACACAUCUCUACGUGCACAGCGACAAGAAGCCCUACGAGUGUGUCGUCUGCUGCGCCGGGUACAUGCGCAAGCAGCAGCUCUACCAUCAUAUGAAGAAUGCUGGUCAUCUCGCAGAAUCGAUAGUAGUCAAUCAGCCGAGGAUAUUAAAAGUGCCGCAAAGUGUGGUGACGUCAGCGGGCACUAUCAUUAUAGACCCGGGCAAGGAGGAGCAAACUUCUAAUAUUAGGAGUUCUGAAAUCUUUGAAGCUCAGGAUAAUAAUGAGAAAUCUAUAGAAAAUUCAACUCUGGAUAUAGCUCAAAAUAAUGAAGUUCAACCGAUGAUUACUUUACAUAAUAUAUCUACGGAGAAAGAAGAUAAUUCCCUCUUAGAGACAGUUUCUGAAGAACAAUUGAAUGGAGAUGAUUCACAAAUAGAGACAAUAGACGCAACAAAUGCAAACGUCACAAGACUCAUACAAUUUCAGUUGCCCGACGGAACGAGCGGUUGGCUCGCUGUGUAACAAUAAAUAAUUGCCUAAUUUUAGUCCUUUUCCCUUUUCACCCUUUUCUUAAGAGGAAAGGAUGGGAAGGAAAAUAGGAUUUGACAGUGAACGAGACGCAUAGGAACGGGAAUGUCUUUUUUAUGUGCGUCUCGUCCUCGUGCGUGGCCGUUUGCUCGUUUGCCACCUUACAUGUAUUAUAAAAAAACACAGCCU